Molecule: messenger RNA, 1181 nt
Organism: Paramecium sonneborni
Lineage: Eukaryota; Ciliophora; Oligohymenophorea; Peniculida; Parameciidae
Source: the annotation of a GenBank genome assembly
AUGUAAUUAAUAUAAAGAAAGAAAAUUGAUAUCUCAAAUGAUCGUAUAAAUUUCUAUUGAUUUCUUAGCUCUCUUUUUCAAUGAUGAACCAGUACUCAAAUUGAGAAAACUAAAGCAAAAAAAAUUAACAGAUUUAGAAGCUUUAAUUCAUCAAUAAGGUUAACGAAGAGAAUCACAUGACUUAAAUCUCUAAUAAAAUAAGUUAUUAUAACAACAUAAAAACUAAUCUUUGGAUGGAGGCAAGAUAAUUGAUUAUGUAAAAGUUUAGAGCAAGGAGUAAUGAUCAAUAAUCAUUCGCUAGGUUAAACUAAGUAAAAUUGUAAUAAAAAUUUUUGAACCGUUCACGCAUUCUACAAGAUGAACCUCAAAAAAAGAAGGAUAACGAACUACCUUAAGUAGAAGUAUUAUUAAAUAAUACCUAUGAUAGUAAUAUCUCUUUAGAAAAACCUUUAAUAACAUCAUAAAGAGAUCUCAUCUCAAACAUGAAAGCAUCAAAGCAUCAUUGAAUAAAGUUGAGACUUUUUUGAGUGCCAUUGAUACAACAAGAGAUUAAUAUGCUCAAAAUUCUACUCUUGUUUAAAUCAAAUAAAAUACUUAAAUCAAAACUUGUAGGAACGAGAACAAUUCAAGUCAUUCCAUAAAAUCUCAAUUAUUUAAUAUAACAGAUAGUGCAACUGUUAGAGAUAGGUCAUCCUCACUCAAGUAAACUAUUGAAUAGAACAAUGAAAUAAGAAGUAAGUUUAUUUUUAAUCAUUUAGAUAUAAAGAGAGCCAAAGUUAACGAAAUUAUAUACAAAACAGAAGAAACUAGAGAAAGAAGUAUGGCAGCUGUAAAAUAAUCGCUUAUUUUAUUAGAAACUUUCGGUUUAUAGUGAAAAACCAGAUAGUAUCUAACCAACAAAAAAAUAAUUACAAUAACUUCGAUUUAAAUGGGUUAGAAAACUUAAGUACAAAAUUGAGUUACACAACAAUUAAUUAAAAUCAUUUAUGGAUUUCUUAAAUUAUCUCAGGUCAUCAGAUAUUAAAGUAACAAAUGAAGAUCAUCAAUAUCUCAAAUACUAUAGAGAUAAAUUGUUAAAUGGUGAUCAUCUUGUUGACAAUGACUUUUAGAUGAUGAUCAAUGAUCAAAACACUAGACUUAUAGGAUUAUUAAUACGCAGCUCUAUUGCAAUUGAAAAUUGA